Molecule: messenger RNA, 9155 nt
Organism: Ixodes scapularis (black-legged tick)
Lineage: Eukaryota; Metazoa; Arthropoda; Arachnida; Ixodida; Ixodidae
Gene: dnc
Product: cAMP-specific 3',5'-cyclic phosphodiesterase 4C
Exons: 12
Coding region: 3856-5955 (699 amino acids)
Biological process (GO): signal transduction
Cellular component (GO): nucleus; cytosol; perinuclear region of cytoplasm
Molecular function (GO): 3',5'-cyclic-AMP phosphodiesterase activity
Source: RefSeq, a predicted model, not a curated record
GUGCAGGGGGCCGAGCUACAGAGUGCUCCAUCGCCAGCGUCGUGUGUACAACCACUACGCAGUGACAGCUUUUUUUGUGUGUGUGUGCUUGUUUCGUCCAGUGCUGUGUUGCCCCACUUAACGACCGCUGAGUCGUCGACGUGUUUUCCGUGUUGAUCCCCGAAGAAGUGCGGUUUGCGUCACGAAUACUUGUCGAUCCUUUGACGCUUGUGUGGGUGGGUGCGUGUAGCGUGAGCAGGAGUUGGAACCGUGAGUACGCAGCGAGGAUCUAUUUUAAUUUGCGCUCGUGGUGUUUUCGUUUGCGUGCGUGAGAUUACAAAAAGGUCCUUGACUCGAGAUUAAAACAAACAAAAAAUCGGCGAUUGGUAUUGCGCGAUUAUCUGGCUUCGCUCGGUUCUCUCCGAUUUGAGGUUCUGGUCGAUCAAGUUUUGUUGCAAUUGCUUUCUUUUGACCUUUGCGCGUAUCUUAUCUUGUCAACGAUAUCUCGCCUGCUCUUCCCUUUGGCUCCUGACAUUGCGUUCAGUCUUGUGCAGUUUCGCCGGAGACGGGUUGGAAUUUUAUCUCGGAUGAAGCUACCGUUCGCGCGUGCGUCAAGCGGUGUCCGGCGUCGUUUAUUUCACACGUCUGACUGAGAUUGAAUCGCUGCAAGCGUCUCCAUUUUGUCGGAUAAAAUUUAUAACACUUAAAACGAUUGGCAUUUUGGGUGUGAUACUUGAAACCUUCCAUACUAUAGGCCACAUAGGACUACUUAGAGCAACGCGCUGUUGGGUUCCAAUUAUGAAUGAUGUAGGCUGUGGGACAAUAACAUGAGUAUCGGUAUAAUACCGCAGUUGUUGUAAGGACACAGCUCCAUUAGUUUGGCGUGGUAGUGUUGGAUACCGCAUUAUAGUAUCAUGGAUAACGACGUAGUUGCUCUGAGGGCGGCACAACUGUUUUUGAUCCUUGGGCGCAAUUAAGAUUAGCUGCGCUUCUACCUUUUAAUAAAAAUAACGCAGUGGGUAAGCGCUUCCAUUGGUUAGCUUGAUAGAGUACGGUCCCAUAGAAACAGUUCGUAGGCGACUUUUUUGUCCAGUCACUGCUUAGCCUAAGCGCAACGACGUCACUGUUCCCAUCUACGGUUGGCAGAACACUUGUAACGCUGACACUGUACUCUUCCUUACUUGGUGCUUGCUUGCCUACCAUCGCAGGGUAUCGCGAUCCAAUCGCUGCCGUCACAAUUGCGUUAACCAAAAUCGAUACUGAGCCUAGUCAGUGUGGUGCUUCUCAAGAAGACGCGGUCUCGGUAGAGUGGGAUGCGUAAUGGAGGUCUGCUAAACAAGGUUUGGGUAUGACGUAGGUUGAGCACUAACGCUCGAAAACAAGUUCAGAGUACGCAGCUUGAGCACUCGAACUCGCUGGAGCAAAAGAACAGAAACCGCGAGACCUGCCCUACGCAGACGCAACAGGGGAGCCGUACCCACAUCUGUGAGGCUAACCUUUCGUCCUAAACCUUCCGUUUUCUUUUAUCUUAUUACAAAAUCGACAACAGCAACGGAGCACCUAGAAACACGGCAUUGACGGCACGACAGUGAAGGGCCGUACCAAAGCUCGGCUAACAACCGUAUCGGCUAGGCGAGCAUCUCCCCGACGGCGAUAUUGGGGGAAAUAAUACCGUAUACAGAUCGAACACGUGCUGGUAGAAAGUUGCAUCUUGUUCGUGGGGAUUCCCCGGGGGGGAAGAACAAAGCAGCUCCGAAACACAGUCCUGGCACGCUUGCUUGUGGCAUUUGCCUCAAUCGCCCAGCGGCAAGGCCCUUCCAUUGUUAGUGUGCGCAAUAGGGCUUUCUCUCUCCCCCAUUCCCGCUCGCGACAGGUGGGUGAGAGAUAGAUGCCAGCUGCGUUUUUCCUCGCCAUUAUAGACACUGCUUCGUGCUGCGGCCGACGGCAGAGUUAAGACAGGUCCGACCUGGUCGAUCGUCCGUGAGUUUGUUUGCCCGCGCAUCCUCAAAAUCGGUUCGCUUUCAACUCGGCUCGUGGGCACGCCGGUCUGAGCCCUCUUAAAAGGGGUCAGACAGCGAAACUCGAUAGAGUGCAGCUUGGUGUUGGGUGUAUCUUUGGCACGGCCCUGGUGCUCUACGAAGUCCAUUUGUCGUUUCUGUGCAAACUGUGCUUCGAGUCUGUUUCGUAGUGCGUGUGUGCUUCGUUGGGAGGACUUACCAGGAGGAGUUUGCGUCUUGACGUUACUGUCUACGUCUAGAGGCAUCUAGUGGACGAAGGUUUGCUUGUAUGUGCUCCGCGCGUCUCGUAGCCUUGGGACCCUUCGUAGUCCUCCUUUUGGGAGGUCUUUCGAAUGCCCAACGAGGAUACUGGCCGAAGAAGGUCACAUAUUCUGUGUUUCGAUGGUCUUGAUUCAAAAGUUCGCCGAUGGUCCGUUUGUGAUUUUGACGGUGGCCACAACAACUUUCAGGUUUUCUCGUUGAAGAUGGUUCUCGUAUCUAGUCUACUGUGUGGUUGUUAUGUAAUCUCGUUAGAACGCGUGUAAAAAAAAAGGAGAGACAGUGUGAGUGAAAUGCAAGUUUCCUCCUAACUUACUUUUACCGGAACUAGCUUACAGAAAGAGUAGCUCGACUGCUGUCGUACACUGAAGCUCAGUUCCAUACAACUUAAGCUGCGCUGGUGGAACGUUUCGAGUGAUAAUAAGGACUGCCCUUCGUCACUUCCGUCAUGUAGUAAAGGCGAUAUCCACACGUAGGAUCGAUGAGGGCGUGUCCCUUCCGCUACGACUCUUAGAACGCCCCUAUCUCAAUUCAAUACCGUCGAUCGUGGUCGUAACUCUGUCCUCGAAAUAACCUCUUUCGCGCUGGCAGUUGGAGCUGUCCGGUGAAGAGAAAAAAGAGGCGUCCAGGCUCAAGGAGUUCGACCAUCCUGCUUGAGCAGCAGUGGCGAGUAGAGGCCGCGAGAGAAUUGGCCCAAGUUGGAACCGUUUGAGUCACGCCCGACCGCUCUUAAGAGGCAUGCCCCCCACCACCCCGUGCCAGCAAGGCGUAAAAUCGAGCUGAGGGCACCGCAGUAGCGGCCUGAUUUACCGACACCGUAAAUUGCAUCGGGCUUUCCAAGUAAAAACCAGCAGAACAUCAACAACUCGUACUACUGUAGGUUUGUUUUUGUUGUUAUACUCCUUGUGUCGAUUUUUUUGUACGUUCCUGGACUGCUCGUUUGUGCGGGCUGUAGAUUGCGUAGCGCUCUUUCUCUUUCCGCAAUUUUUAUCGGUCCUUUUUUUUUUUUCUCUCUUUACGUCGCUGAUACACGCUGGCUGCCUGCCACGGCGCGUUCCAUACACGUCUGCUCCGACGUCCUCGUUCUACGGUAUAGUCUCGAUUGUCUUCAGAUCCCUGGGGGCCGUUUCUCUCGUCGAAGACAAGUACCCGCAGGGUUCGAGACCCCGAACCAAGGACGUCCAUCUUCUCGAGUGAUUCCUUUUUCGCUUCGUCAUCCGCAGUGACAGAUCGACAGCCGAACAAGAGCGAAACGCGGCGACAAGUGCGUGACCCGUUGAGCGACGCUUCUGCGGUGGACACGUACUACCAGAGAGUCAUCGAGGACUUGCGAAAGCAUCCAGGAGCGCGUUGUUUCGUCCACGUCGACCUGUUGGAGACCCAGUGCCGAUCCGUCUGGCGGCAUGUGUGCAGCACCCGCACGUCUUCUAGCGCCGACCUUUAGAAGCUCCGCCGCUGACGUCUUAGGCGCGCAAGACGGCGGUCAGUCCCUCGUCACUGCUGACUCCUGUGCGGCCCUUGACGCCGUUCGGAUCGCGGACCACUGCUGCCGCUGCAGUUUUCUUCUUCCGUGAGUGCUUGGAGGAUACCGCCGGGCGGCAUGUUGAAGCCGCCGGAAGUGAGGCUCGAGCUCGAACCGGAAGUGUGUGUUACGGGACCGGAAGUGUGCGUUCCGGAAGCCGAGAAGCCGCAGCGAAGGGCCGGCCCGACGCCGCUGUUCCUGUGCGUGCCGGGACAAGCGUCGGCGCCGCGCCGGAGACACUCUUGGAUAUGCGGUUUCGACCUGGAAGAUGGGCCUGGAGGCGGUCCCGGGGGCCGAGCCCUCCUCGAGGCUUCCAGCCCUUCCUCUUCGGGACUGGUGCUGUCCAACUUCCCACCGCAGCGCAGGGAGUCCUUCCUCUACCGAUCGGACUCCGAGUUCGAGAUGUCGCCAAAGUCCGUCUCCCGACACUCGUCCAUCGGCAGCGAAGCGCACGGCGAAGACCAGAUCGUCACUCCGUUUGCUCAAAUCUUGGCCUCCCUGCGCAGCGUGCUCAACAACAUCAAGCAUCUCACCAAAGACGUACCUCCCACAAUGAAGCAGCCAUCUGGUUCGCCUGGCAGCAUCAUCGCCAGUACCCAGUCCCUAUCGGAGGAAGAGUACAGUCAACUGGCAUCUUCGACAGUCAAGGAGUUGGAAUGGUGCCUGGAACAGUUGGAAACAAUACAGUCCCAUCGAUCUGUUGGUGACAUGGCCUCUAGCAAAUUCAAGAGGAUGCUGAACAAAGAACUGAGCCACUUCUCCGAAUCCAAGUCCGGGAGCCAGAUAUCGGAGUACAUCUGCAAUACUUUCCUGGACAAGGUGCAAGACGUGGACGUCCAGGUGAUGCGGCCUGAGGAAGGCAGCAUCCCUCCGACGGGCGCCCAGGUGCCAGGGGGCACUCCGGGCGUCGUGGCAGCCCCCGGGGGCAAGCUGCGGCAGCAUCGCCCCUCGGACGCCAUGUCCCAGAUCACGGGCAUCCGGCGGUCGCUCUGCCACACCAACAGCCUGACGACCCUGCCCAAGUAUGGCGUGGAGACCGCCCGGGAGCAGGAGCUCGGCCUCGUGCUCCAAGACUUGGACCGCUGGGGCUGCAACAUCUUCAAGGUGGCCGAGUACUCCAACGGCAAGCCCCUCACGGCAGUCAUGUACACCAUCUUCAAGGACCGAGAUCUGCUCAAGACGUUUGACAUCUCGUCCAAGAAGCUGUUGACAUUCCUGCUGACCCUGGAAGACCACUACCUCAAGGUGCCCUACCACAACAGCAGCCACGCAGCGGACGUCGCCCAGUCCAUACACGUCCUGCUACUGUCUCCAGCGCUAGACACGGUGUUCACAGACCUCGAAAUCCUGGCAGCCUUGUUUGCGGGCGCAAUCCACGACGUUGAUCAUCCGGGCGUCACCAAUCAGUACCUCAUCAACACAAGCUCCGAGCUGGCGAUCAUGUACAACGACGAGUCGGUGCUGGAGAACCACUCGCUGGCGGUGUCCUUCAAGCUGCUCCAGGACGAGAGCUGCAACAUCUUCGAGAGCCUGAACAAGAAGCAGCGGCUCACCCUGCGCAAGAUGGUCAUCGACAUGGUGCUGGCCACCGACAUGUCCAAGCACAUGAGCCUGCUGGCCGACCUCAAGACCAUGGUGGAGACCAAGAAGGUGGCCGGCUCCGGGGUGCUUUUACUAGACAACUACACCGAGAGGAUACAGGUGCUCCAAAACAUGAUCCACUGCGCCGACCUGAGCAACCCCACCAAGCCUUUGGACCUGUAUCGGAACUGGGUGGACCUGGUCAUGUCGGAGUUCUUCAUGCAAGGCGACAAGGAGAGGCAGGAGAACCUCGACAUCAGCCCCAUGUGCGACCGCCACACGGCCACCAUCGAGAAGACUCAGGUGGGCUUCAUCGACUACAUUGCACAUCCACUCUGGGAAACCUGGGCGGAUCUGGUUCAUCCGGACGCCCAAGAAAUCCUGGACCGGCUCGAGGAGAACCGCGAUUGGUACCAGAACAUGAUCCCGAUCAGCCCCACGUCGAGCGUGCCAGACAUCGCUCCGGACUCGGCCGACGCAGACAACGAUGACGGCAAGGGCUCGGGUGACAAGAUCAAGUUCCAGAUCACGAUAGAGGAGCCCGAAGACGACGACAACUGCAUCCGCGAAGAGAGCCCAACGUCGUCCGACGGCUAGCAGACGCUGUCGUCCCCGAGGAUCCAAAGUCCGUCGGAGACUGAUCGCGGUCGUCGGAAGGCCAGCAACGGCACGACUCACGCCCCUCCGCUGCCGUCGGCGGAAGCGGUCCGCAAGGUGCCCAAGCGCUUCUUCAGCCGUCCCGAGACCUGCCGCUGCUGGCACGGGAUCCUUAACUUAUUUGGCCGUUGGUGCAGCGCAUGCGGGCAGAGGAAGCGUGCCCGCGAGGUUUCGUCGCGCCACGGCGACGACGCUUCUUCGUUGCUUAAGUGCGGUCUAGAUGCUUAACAAAGGAGAUUCUCACUAGCAAUCGUGUCGAGGAAGUGUCCGGUUUUGGCCAUCGGACCCAAAGACGGUUUCGGAGAGACCCUCUGCCGUUUCGAUGAGCCUCUCGGCCAUUUCGAGACUCUUGGCCAUUUCGCCGCUCUCUGCAUCCUUUUUUGAGGCACUCCGGCAGCGUUCCUGCUUCGAAGGGCUCAAGGUAGGCCUGCCGUAGCCUUUCGACGGUCUCCGGAAAGUGUCUGCAAAGUCCGAGGACAUUCUUCGGCGGUUUCAAGGAGUGCUCGAGAGGAUGUUUAGAGGUCUUCGAUGACAAAUCGCUGCAAACUCCUGCGUGGCAGAGAAGACUCAGUCCACCCUGCAGCUCUCUCACUCUCUUUCUUCGUUGUAAAAAACCAGACUUCAGUGCUAGCAUAUCCCCCCUCCCUACCCCACAAAAAACAAACUAGAUCUCAACCACAUCUGGGGGUGUGUUUCGUGAAAAAAAACUCUGCCUAGCGGCCAUCUCGUUCUGGCUUCCUCCACGGGGUCUGGAUCCUGUGUUGUGCGGGUCAAAGAAACAGCAUUGCAUCUAGUCAAUAACAACAGCAACAACCAACUUCAGCUGCAGUGUCGGAACCUUUCGUCUCUCUGUCGCCGAAGCCGCAAACUCCCGCGGCAGCACCGGAGGCGUGCAAAGGUGGCGGCCCAUACUUAACACUCAGGGCCGCCACCUUGUGGCUGCUGGACUCGUCUGCGAAAGUUUGAACAAUGGGGUUCAUGCAAUCCGAGUGGCAGCGACGCGCCGUCUUCUUCGUGCAGCCGUGUCUCGAAAUGGGACGAGGACUCCCGGACUCUGAGAGAGGUGUGAAGAAAAGCAUGAUGGUUGUGGCUUGUGUAGGAAUAGUAGCAGCUAACCCAACAAACGGCGAGCAAAGAACUGUCUUCGUGGGGUGCCCCCGCUGCCCGGCAGUCGACGUUCUGUUUGCUUCUUGGCGUGAGGAGUGGCUUCGCCUGCCUGCACCCUUGACUCGGUUUAUCAAUAGUUGCGUCCCGUGUUGUUGAUCUCUUUUUAGAGUGCACGACGGAAAGAGGGCGCCGGUUCACGUGAAAUUGAGAUUGGCGUCGUUUCUCUCUCUCUCUCCGACUCAUGUUUUGUUUGCUUUCGCUCAUCAGGCGUCGGGUAGUCUGUGCGGUCCUACCAAAUUGACCCUGUGGUUUUUUUUUUUCUUUUCUUUUUGUUGCCACCUGUCGCAUUGCAUAAAGCUGUGAUGCACCUAAGCCCUUUACUCCUUAUAAGUGUUCCUUGUACAAACGAGUUUUUUUUAGGACUAGUAAAAACACAGCAUUGAUCGGAGGAGAGUCGUCUGCUAGGGCUGAGCGUGCAUUUUUUUUUAAAUGUUUUUCAAUAAUGAGUUGACAGUAUGUGUGUGUCUCACUGAGAAGGAAUUGGAACAAUGCAGUCUGAAAGUAUGUACAUUCAUUCAUUUUCUCUAAGGAGUUUGUGAAUGGAAUGAGAUAUUUGUUAAACUAGCCAAACAGUUUAGACAGUCUUACCGGAUGACUUUAAAGCUCCUCAGGAAAUGAUGCACAUGCAUUUUUUUUUUUAUAAGCACUGUUUAGAAAUUGAGCCAUUUCGUAGCAUUUCCAUUCCCUUCUCUAUCCAAUAUCAUUCGUAUCUGUGUUGAGAAGUUUGCCAAAUUCAGCUAACAGACAACGCCUUUCCUAGGACAAGCAUAAAAAAACACUUUCAGUUGUCGAAGAUAGGAGUCGACAACGUUUAGUCACGACGUACACAACUUGUCCAUCUCGCAAUCUAGAAACUCAGAAAAAAGUAACUGAAGGUUUUUUUUGUUGUUGUUUUUCUUUUGUUGUUGAUUUUUUUUUUUGUGUGAGGCAUCAGUUGUACACAUUUGCGAAGAGAAUCGAGCUGCUUUAAACUCACUUUCGCACCUUGCAGGCACGUGUUUAGGGCUAACCAGCUCUCAGGGUUCGAAAUGCCAAAGGUCCACACCAUGGUUUAGUCCGCUAUCGCCUCUUGAACUGCACAAAUGGAAUCCAUCCUCUCAAUCCUUUCGCGGGCAAGACUUUCCGUCGUCGUUUUCAGAAAUCAUCGGCCCUUCGCUUCUUUUUUUUUAGAGACUGCCGCGAUGUGCUGUAGAUAGCUGUGUGUUUGCGUGUGUGUGUGUGUGCGCGCGCUUCCUCGAGGUUUCGUCUUGAAAACCAGGAAUGGUUGACUCGAAGAAAAGAGGCGGGGGCCCUAACUUAAGUAACUCUCUUCAUACCCUUGUCCCGCAAAGUCAAAGUCACGCCGACGACCGUGCUUCUUUUCUUCUCUUUUGUUUUUCUUCCAACCAUUCGUCGUUUUGCCACAUUCUGUUUUCUUAGGACCCACAUACUUAGUUCUGUCACGGCGAGGUUGGAUUUGAAGAGAGACCAACGGAAGACACAGUCUUUGUUCGAAGGGUUCUCACUCACCGUGUAAAUAUCUUAAGACUACACAAGUGGUGAAGGUCUCGUACGAAACCGAAUCAACGUUCCCACGUGUAAAGAAGAAAAAAAACGACACAGUGACACCACUCUCUUAUUGUGCACUACUACGAAGAAUGGCAACAUAGAGAUGGGGAAGCGAAUGUGAACUCGCGUUUCCUCCUGCUGUGUUUUGUGUUGAAACAAAUGUUCUUCUUUUUGGCCCUCCAAGAAUGGAAGCUGACCGUACAGGCGCACGACACAUCUUUUUUUUUUUUUUUUUUUUUAAGAGUGUACAGGCAAAAGAAGCGUGUUAACUAUAGCCCCCUGCACAGAGGGCACUGACUGGUCGCUGGUUUUCACGGUUUCUCUCUGUGUCUGUCUGUUUUUAUAGAAGGGAAUGAGAGAGCUCUGUAUAUUACCUCGGACUGCACUGUUGUUUGCCUGAAAUAUAUUCGUUACAGACCCCCUGA